UUAGCGGAGAAUAUAAUAUCUCAAAGUUUUUCGUUCGUGUGCAACGUAAACUGCUCUUAACUGUGUAGCAAGAUCGCUUGCUUGACAGUUUCAAACUAAUCAAGCAGAUGGCUGGCGUUAAGCCCUUAACGGAGGAGGAUAAGGAAGUUAUCUCAUUAUAUGGCAAACCAAUUACCUUGUACGGCAUUCUUCAAGCUUUUACACAAGACAAGCCACGUUUCCUUCCAAGGUGUUUGAGUUACAAAAUACAGGCGAGGAAAAAUAAGAUGGCAAAUCUAAGUGGAAUCACAAUUUUCAACUACAUGAAUUGUAACAACAUAAUACUGAGAUCCCAAGUUGUGAAAAGGACUUCUUGCCCAUUUUGCCGAAUGAAAUGUGGAAGCCUCAAGGGCGUGAAACAUCAUUUGACGUCAUCGCAUGCCUUAUUUGACUUUAACUUUCGGCUGUCGGAGAAUGGUCAUCCGAUGUUUGAUGUCUCCGUGAAACCUGAUGCAUUCAAAAAUGGGGUAGUAAAUUAUGAUUUAGAGGAGCACGAUCGUGUUAAUAUCUACUUUUAUCGCUCGAGAUCCUGUAUGCGAGGCCAAAGAGCUGGUCCUAAGGGACGUAAAUGUUGUAAGAUUUUUGAGAUGUAUUCAGAAGAUGUCCCUCGUGACAAAGCAAAUGAAAUUCCUCAUGUGAACGGUGAUAAUAUCACAUCCUCCCUAGCAAGAACUCGCUUGUCGGGACAGACUAGCGAAAUUCAGACAAUAACUCAACCAGAGAUAGGUCAGUCUUCUAGAGCUAAGGGGCCUCGUGCUAUUGGGAGAAAAAGGUUAAAUCCACGGCGGCUCGAGGCUGAAAGAACCGAUCUUCUUAGGAGUCGGCAGUUCUAUCACUCUAAAACAUUGCAGCCAAUGACCCUGGAAGAAGUACUGUCUGAUGCGGACAGCGAUAAUGAAAAUGAUAAAGAAUUUAAAGAUUUUCAAGAACGCAUGAAGAUUGAUCGGUUGGUGGAUGCGAGCGAUGAUGAGAAGAGAUUUAUGGGGCUUUGGAACACAUUCAUGGGUGAGCAAAGUGUGUACGUUGAUAAACAUGUUCCUUGGGCAUGUGAACAGUUCGUAAAACAUCAUGCGAAAGAGCUGAUCACUCCUAAACUUUCCUGGCAAUGGAGAAUGUUCGCAAUUGAUACGCUGUGUAUAAAAUACGGUCUGAUAUCCCCCAAGACCAUGGACAAAUGCAGUAUCAUCCUGCAGAAGGCACAGCUAGAAGAAGAAUUCCCAGAAGAAGCGGCGGCAGCAGCAGAAGUGGAGGCAUUGGAAGAAGCGGAGGCAGCCGUGGCGGCAGCAGCAGAAGCAGCGGCAAAAGCGGAAAAAGCGGCAAAAGCGGCAGCAGUUGCAGCGGCAGCAAAAGCAUCCGCCGCUAAAGGCACAAGGAAAAGCGCCAGAAUACAAAAGAAGAAGAUGCAAGAAGCCGAGAGAAGAACAUUAGCCAUGGUGUGUGUCAGAGAUCUUCAUUUCUGAAGUGAGAGAUCAAAAACUGUUUGAAAAUUCCCGUACU
Messenger RNA from Brassica oleracea var. oleracea, 1536 nucleotides. Its product is annotated as polycomb group protein FERTILIZATION-INDEPENDENT SEED 2-like. The record is from RefSeq and is a predicted model, not a curated record. The transcript has 14 exons. Lineage: Eukaryota; Viridiplantae; Streptophyta; Magnoliopsida; Brassicales; Brassicaceae. Gene Ontology annotation, molecular function: chromatin DNA binding. Gene Ontology annotation, cellular component: nucleus. Bases 108 to 1499 code for a protein of 463 amino acids.